This is a messenger RNA of Juglans microcarpa x Juglans regia, 3552 nucleotides long. Its product is annotated as putative pentatricopeptide repeat-containing protein At5g59200, chloroplastic. Bases 349 to 2928 code for a protein of 859 amino acids. Lineage: Eukaryota; Viridiplantae; Streptophyta; Magnoliopsida; Fagales; Juglandaceae. The record is from RefSeq and is a predicted model, not a curated record. Gene Ontology annotation, cellular component: intracellular membrane-bounded organelle. The transcript has a single exon. Gene Ontology annotation, biological process: RNA modification. Gene Ontology annotation, molecular function: RNA binding; protein binding.
AACUUGAAGCUGAAUCUAAAUGCAAGAAAAUGGAAGAAAAUAAUAAAUGACGAGGAAUUUGAACAAGAUAGUGUCUUAAUCUGUGUGUAACAUGUGUUCGAUAAUAUGCUCCACAGAGAGAACCCACUUGGAUUUUUUUCCCUUAAUCGCACUCCACAAUCUGUGCGUCUUGAGAGCAUGAAGAAAAUGGGGAAUUCCUUGUGCAUAGAUUGAGAUGGGUAUCUUGUUAAGGGUGUAGGGAAGGCGACGAGAUAAACGAUGUCGUUUCUUAAUUAUAUUUUUCACUUUUAUUGAAGGGUCGACGUGAGAUCCAAACAUAACGUGUUGGACUUCCCAAUUGUCACACAAAUGGAACUGCCUGUAACUCUGAGCCUCCGAGAAGUCCCUCUCACACCCAAACGAAACCACCCAAAGGAAUGGAAUUCAAUCAUUAAGCACCGCACGAAGCUGAAAGAUGAUCUUUCCAUUCUCACUACUUAUACCCAAAUGGCAUCUCUGGGCAUAGCCGCCGACAGUGACACUUUACCUCUCGUUCUUAAGGCGUGUUCAAGGUUAAAUGCCGUCGAGAGUGGCAAGAGCAUACACUCCAGUAUUCGGGGCACCAUUUUGAUCCGAGAUGUCCGAGUCGGGACCGCUCUGGUUGAUUUCUAUUGCAAAUGCGGGUUGAUCGAAGAAGCUCGUAAAGUAUUCGACGAAAUGGGUGAGAAAGAUGUGGUUUCGUGGAACGCGUUGAUUUCUGGGUAUGUGGGGUGUCGUUAUCAUGAGGAGGCGAUUUUGUUGUUUAGAGAGAUGGAAAGGGGGGGCUUCAGACCCAACUCACGUACUGUGGUAGCAUUGCUUUUGGCGUGUGAGGAGGUUUUGGAAUUGAGACUAGGACAAGAGAUGCAUGGUUAUUGUUUGAGGAAUGGACUGCUUGAUUUGAAUCCCCAUGUGGGCACUGCUUUGAUUGGGUUUUAUCUUAGAUUUGAUGCUAGAAUUUCGCGUCUUGUCUUUGAUUUAAUGGUUGUGAGGAGCAUCGUGAGUUGGAAUGCAAUGAUUAAUGGGUAUGUUGAUGUUGGGGAUUAUUUGGAAGCUUUAAAGCUUUUCUUGUCGAUGCUUAUGGAUGGAGUUCAUUUUGAUUCUGUUACAACGUUGGGUUGUAUCCAAGCUUGUGCGGAACUUGGAUAUCUCGGAUUGGGUAUGCAGAUUCACCAAAUGGCUAUUAAGUUGAAAUAUGCGAAUGAUUUGUAUGUUAUCAAUGCACUGCUUACUAUGUACAGUGAAAAUGGAAGUUUAGAUUCAGCCUACAAAUUGUUUGGUGGUACCCCUGCUCGUGAUGUUGCUUUGUGGAAUUCUAUGAUCUCUGCAUAUAUCAACUUUGGGGAUUUUGAGGAAGCCCUAAGUUUGUUUAGCAGUAUGAGAACUAAAGGCAUUAAAGAAGAUGAAAGAACAAUUGUUACUAUGCUUUCUUCUUGUUCAAAGUUAGCUGAUGGCUUGCGAAAGGGUAAAAGUUUGCAUGCUCAUGCAACCAAGAGCGGGAUGAAGAUGGAUGUUUCUCUAGGAAAUGCGUUGCUAAGUAUGUAUACUGAGCUAAAUUGCGUGGGAGCUGUUCAGAAGGUUUUUGCCAAGUUAAGUGAUUCAGAUAUAAUCUCAUGGAACACAUUGAUCUUGGCAUUGGCGCAUAACAAAAUGAGGAGUGAAGCAUGGAAACUCUUUGGGUUGAUGCGAGAAUCAGAAUUCAAACCUAAUCCUUACACGAUUAUAUCUAUCCUUGCUACUUGUGAUGAUGAAACUUGUCUGAAUAUUGGGCGAUCAAUUCAUGGCUUUGUGGUUAAACAUGCUAUUGAGAUAAACUUAUCUUUGAACACUGCUCUUACAGACAUGUACAUGAAAUCUGGUGAUGAAGCAUCGGCUAGGACUUUAUUUGACGGCUGUCCCAAACGAGACUUGAUCUCAUGGAAUGCAAUGAUCACUGGUUAUAUUAAUGACAACCAAGCUAUCAAAGCUCUAUACCUCUUUAAUCAUAUGAUUUCGGAAGUGGAACCAAACUCUCUUACGAUUAUGAGUGUUCUCUCAUCAUGUACAGACCUUGCCAAUCUGCCUCAAGGCAAAUGCUUGCAUGCUUAUGUAACUAGAAGGGACUCCUAUUUUGGUUUCAAUCUGUCUCUUGCAAAUGCUUUUAUAAUGAUGUAUGCAAGAUGUGGUAGCAUGCAAAGUGCUAAAUAUAUCUUCGAAACUUUACCAAGGAGAAAUAGUAUUGCAUGGAAUGCCAUGAUAAAUGGAUAUCGUAUGCAUGGUCGUGGAUAUGAUGCUAUUCAUUCCUUCUUGCAAAUGCUAGAAGAUGGUUAUACCCCAAAUGGAGCAACAUUUUUGUCUGUUAUAUCUGCCUGCAGCCAUUCAGGUUUUAUAGAGAAGGGAUUGGAGCUUUUUCAUUCCAUGGUGCAGGAUUUUAAGAUAGAACCUGAGCUUGUUCACUAUGGUUGCGUGGUUGAUCUGCUUGGUCGUGGAGGCCGCUUAGAUGAAGCUAGAGAGUUUAUUGAAUCAAUGCCCAUCAAACCAGAUGCAUCGGUGUGGAGAGCUUUGCUCAGUGCUUGUCGAGUUAAUUCUGAUAUUAAGCUAGCUGAAAACAUUUUUGAAAAACUUAUUGAGUUAGAACCCAUGAAUCCAGGGAAUUAUAUUUUGCUAUCUAAUAUCUAUGCUGCAGUAGGUCGUUGGUCGGAGGUUAGACACAUAAGAACAUGGCUCAGAGAGAAGGGUUUAAAUAAGCCUCCGGGAUUUAGUUGGAUUGUUGUUAGAAGUCAGCCCCACUAUUUUACUGCCAGCGACGUCUCACACCCUCAAUCAGAGAAAAUUUAUGAAAAUUUAAAUUCUUUAUUGUCCUUGAUCAAAGAAAAUGGAUAUGUUCCGGAUCUUUGUUUGAUUUCACAUGGUGAAGGCGAAUAUGGAUGAGUUGUUUCUGCAUUUCAGCUGAUCAACUCGGGGGGUCCUACAUCUACCCCUAUUAUGAUCUCGAGAAUCAAAAGGAUUUUGAUUACUCCUUAUUUAGCUCAUGUGGCUUUUGAUGCAGUUGGGAAUUCGGGAAUGGAGCAAUGUUAGGGACAAACCCUUUUUCAUUUUCAGGGUACCCUCAUGCAAGGAAUAUCACUAGAACAGGAUAAAGAAUGGACAAGAAUCUUUUACAGGAUUUCUGGUACUUCCUGCAAUGUUGUUAAAACAGAAGAAAAUCUUGCUAGACUGAUAUUCUUAUUAGCAUCAGCCUGGAACCAGGGGAAAGGAGUGAGAAGCAAUCCAAGAGGUUGGCUAUCCGCCCGUCUAAAAUGUAUUGGAACAACACUGCAUAUAUGAUGGAGCAUUGAUGGCAUCAAUUUUUUUCAUGCUGUCAUUCAACGGAGAACUCAGUAACAAGUGUCAUUAGAGCGCUUCAUCUCAGAGUUGCAACAAGAGACCAACAAAGGUGCUAAAAAAUAAGCAACAUGCGUUAAUGACAUUAGUAUUCUGGAUUACAUGAAUGUCAUUAGUGAUCUAUAUAUAUGUAUAUAAUUGUCAUACCAGGUUGAGAAGCUUUCAGAUGAA